AUGAGUUCAACAAUGAGGCUGGCCACAGCAGUCCUGUUACUGGGUCUAAUCAUGGUGGUCACUGGAGGGGAGGAAGAAAAUGAUCCGUGUGUCUAUGAGGCCAUCUCCAACGAUGACGCCCUCUUGUGCAAGGGCCUUGAAGUUUUGUACCCAGAGCUGGGGAACAUUGGCUGCAUGUAUGUUCCUGACUGCAGCAACUACAGACAGAAGAUCACCCACUGGCCCGAGCCCAUAGUCAAGUUCCAUGGGGCCUUAGAGGAUGCAACCUAUAUCCUGAUCAUGGUGGAUCCAGAUGCCCCCAGCAGGUCUUCUCCCACAGCUCGCUUCUGGAGACAUUGGCUGGUAACAGAUAUCAGCGGCACUGAUAUGAAGAAAGGGAAGAUCCAGGGACAGGAGCUGUCAUCCUACCAGCCUCCCUCCCCACCAACACACACUGGCUUCCAUCGCUACCAGUUCUUCGUCUAUCUUCAAGAAGGAAAGACCAUCUCUCUCCUUUCCAAAGAAAACAAAACCCGAGGCUCUUGGGAUAUGGACAAAUUUCUGAACCGCUUCCACUUGAAUGAACCUGAAGCAUCCACCCAGUUCUUGACCCAAAACUACCAGGACUCAUCAGGCCUCCAGUCUCCUGGAGGAGGUGAGAAUGAGCCCAAGGACAAACCCAAGCAGUGA
This is a messenger RNA of Trichechus manatus latirostris (Florida manatee), 669 nucleotides long. It is a transcript of the gene PEBP4, whose product is annotated as phosphatidylethanolamine binding protein 4. The record is from RefSeq and is a predicted model, not a curated record. The transcript is spliced from 6 exons. Lineage: Eukaryota; Metazoa; Chordata; Mammalia; Sirenia; Trichechidae. Bases 1 to 669 code for a protein of 222 amino acids.